AUGCUUCACAAUCCACAGAAUAUUCUUUUCAAUAUCAUAGAUCAUCUUGACUGGAAAGAUAUCGUUUAUGAAGAUGUCAAGCUCAAGAGCACCCCGGUUGCUGCUAAGACCAAGAGCCCAAAAGCGUUUUCUACUUUUGCAUGUCUUCUCAGCGACAGCAAACGCGCUUUCAAGUCUCUUGGGUCCAUACAUUCAUACAAACACUCACUAAUAUCAACCGAAGGUAAUGCUCUUUUGAAGUUGAGACAGAGAAUAGUGAGUGACCCUUUUGGUGCUUUGUCAAAUUGGGUUGAUGAUGACGCAUCUUUUGACCCUUGUUAUUGGUUUGGAGUUGAGUGCUCAGAUGGAAGAGUUGUGGCAUUGAAUUUGAAGGAUCUCUGCCUUGGAGGAACUCUGGCACCUGAGCUUCUGAAACUUGUCCACAUAAAGUCCAUUAUUUUGCGGAACAACUCUUUCUAUGGGACCAUACCUGAAGCGUUUGCGGAGUUAAAAGAAUUGGAGGUUUUGGAUUUGGGAUACAACAACUUCAGUGGACAUCUACCUACAGAUCUUGGGAGUAAUAUCUCACUAGCAAUCCUUUUGUUGGAUAACAAUGAAUUUCUUGUUGGUUUUUCUCCGGAAGUCAGUGAACUGAGGAUGUUUUCUGAGUGUCAAGUAGAUGAAAAUCAGCUAAGUAAUGCUGCUAAAAUGCCAGCUUGUAUAGAAACAGCCACCACAUGGCAUAUUGGUCAAGGUAAAGGUACUCGUGGCCUACUAGAACAUCGUAAACCAUUUACUCGUGAUCAUGAAGACCCUCGUAGUCGUGCGGUUAAUCCAAAACCUCAAAAGAACUCCUCUCCUCCCUCUGCAUCACCACCAGUCUCAGCAAAAUCCCCAGUAUCAGAGCCAACUCCCUCCGGGAAAAUUGCUUCUAAAUCUCCUUCUCCCCAUUCUACACCAGGAUCUGGAGCAUUAUCUAAAACUAAAAAAAACACCUCAUCAAAGGUUCAUAUUUUGGCUGGAGUCGUAGGUGGAGUUGUGUCUAUUCUUUUUUCAAGCAUUGGCAUAUAUCUUUGUAAAACAAAGGUGACUAAUGUCAGACCUUGGGUUACGGGCCUUAGUGGACAGCUUCAGAAGGCAUUUGUAACUGGCGCGCAAAAGCUAAGGAGAUCAGAUCUUGAAGCAGCAUGUGAAGAUUUCAGUAAUGUUAUUGGUACUUCACCCAUUGGCACACUGUACAAAGGAACUUUGUCUAGUGGCGUAGAAAUAGCUGUAGCUUCUGUUUCGGUGAUAUCAUCCAAGAAUUGGUCAAAGACCUUAGAAGAUCAAUUUAGAAAGAAGAUCGAUACAUUAUCAAAAGUAAACCACAAGAAUUUCGUCAAUCUUAUUGGGUACUGUGAAGAAGAGAAGCCUUUCACCAGAAUGUUGGUUUUUGAAUAUGUCCCAAAUGGAACACUAUCUGAGCAUUUGCAUAUAAAAGAGGCUGAGCACUUGGAUUGGGUAACGAGGCUUAGAGUUGCAACGGGUAUGGCUUAUUGCUUGCAGCAUAUGCACCAAUUGGACCCUCCUAUGACCGUUAACAAGCUGAAUUCUUCAGCUGUUUACUUGACUGACGACUAUGCUGCCAAACUAUCAGAUUUGAGUUUCUCCUAUGACAUAGCCUCAGCUGAGACAAAAGCUAUUGACAUGCCAAAAGCAAGUCCAGAAAGUAACGUUUAUAGCUUUGGUGUUUUGUUAUUUGAGAUAGUUACUGGUCGUCUCCCUUAUUCAGUGGAACAAAGAGACUCACUUGAAAACUGGGCAUCAAACUAUUUACAAGGGAACCAACCCCUCAAAGAUACGGUGGAUCCAAUUCUAGGAUCUUACCAAGAGGAUCAGCUGGAACAAGUUGCUGCAUUGAUUAAAUGUUGUGUGCACCCUGAUCCAAAGCAGAGAUCAACAAUGAAAGAUGUCAGUGAGAGACUAAGAGAGAUAACAAAGAUAACACCUGAAUCAGCAGUUCCAAAGCUUUCUCCACUUUGGUGGGCAGAGCUUGAGAUUUCUUCUUCAGAGCGCGUUGAAACCGGUGAAGCAGAUUGCAAUUAA
This is a messenger RNA of Sphenostylis stenocarpa, 2064 nucleotides long. NCBI's taxonomy places the organism in Eukaryota, Viridiplantae, Streptophyta, Magnoliopsida, Fabales, Fabaceae. The record is from the annotation of a GenBank genome assembly.